UCUCUCUCUCUCUCUCUUUCUCCACGUUUCUUGUCCUCUCUCUGCCUCUCUGAUUUCUGUCGCUCUUUCUGGAUCACUCCUUCUUCAUAACUGAAAGUUCUGGAGAGUGAAGAAGGCAACAGGAGGAGUGUUUAAGAGUCUGUGACAAACCAGGAGAGGACCAGAAGAACAACUGUUUAAUAAAAGAGGAGUUCUGAAAAGAAACUAAGUGCAAAUCAGACCAGAAUGGCUUCGCUGUGUUAUAACAGAGGCUGUGGCGAAAGGUUUGAUGAGGAUAAGAACUCGGAUGAUGCCUGUUGUUUUCACCCUGGAGUGCCUAUCUUCCACGAUGCCCUGAAGGGCUGGUCCUGCUGUAAGAAGAGAACGACCGACUUCUCAGAGUUUCUCUCAAUCAAGGGUUGUUCCUGUGGACGCCACAGUAAUGUGAAGCCUGAAGAACCGCUGAAGCCAGAGUUUAAGUCUGAAAAAGGAGAGCAGAAGCCCAACAACAGCAAGGAGAUCAUCUACCAGGGCCCUAAAUCUGCUGAGGCUCUGGAGAAAGAGAGACCCAGCUCUGAUGAGCCGAUGUCCAAGCUGAAAGUGAAGGUGUCGCCUUCUCUGGCUCAGAUCCUGGAGAAAAUGGAGAACAGUGAGAGGGAGAAGCAGGAGAAGCUCGAGAGCCGAGGUGUCAUCGUGGGGACAAAAUGCAAAAACUCAGGAUGCAAAACAAUUUACCAGGGUCCAGAGACAGAUGCUGAGGUUUGCACAUAUCACCCUGGAGCACCAGUCUUUCAUGAGGGAUACAAAUACUGGAGCUGCUGCUGCAUAAAGACCAUCGACUUUAACGCUUUCCUGGAUCAAAAGGGCUGUACUACAGGCAAACACUGCUGGGUCCAGAAACAGGAUAAGAAGAAGGUGGCAUGUCGACAUGACUGGCACCAGACGGGCAACCAGGUGGUGGUCACCAUCUAUGCCAAGAACGCCAACCCUGAGCAGUCCUAUGUGGAGGCCAACCGCACAGUGCUGACGUGUCAUAUUCAGUUUGAGAACAACAAGGAGUUUCACAAGGACUUCCAUCUGUGGGGGGUAGUUGAUGUGAAGAGCAGCUUGGUGAACAUGGUGCCUUCUAAAGUAGAAGUGACCUUAAAGAAGGCCGACGCUGUAGCGUGGGGUAAACUGGAGGACUCCAAACACAAACCUGAACCUGAGGUCACAGAAGACAGCACCACAGAGCAGGAGACGAAAGCAGAUGAAAAACCGGAUUGGUACAUCUCAGAUGAUGACAUCAGUGAGUCAGACUGGGAGGAGGAGGACGACAAUAAUGACGAUAAGAAAGGGGAAGAGCAGGAUGUGGACGGUCCCCCCUUGCUGGAGGAACCCAAAGCUGUACCUCCAAAGCAAUAGAGGCCGAUUAAUAUUCACAUAGGGAUUGUUUUUAUACAGUGUGACAGUAGGGGUUGGAUGGGCAUGAUGGUGUAUUGUGAAAAGUUAGUUUGAAUUAAUUACAUGGUUAUCAUUGCAAUAUAAUGAUCCAAAUAAUGAUUUAAACAAAUUAUUCUCAGGUACUGCACAUUUCUGCAUUUUUUUUAAAAGAUGAUGGUCACCAAAAAUACCAUAACUGUACAUUUUUUAAAUUUUCCGAGCCACCCAGGAGUUGGUUAUGGUUCCUAUAACAGCACGUUCUGAAGUGGUUUAUUCCUCAUAUACCAGAGCAAUUUGCCAACUAUUACAAUUAUUAUUUCUUAAUGGACGUUGUCAUGUAUUUUAUCCCGAUACUUGCAUUUAAAAUUCUUGAAUGCCAAAGAGGCAAGUUACUUCCUGUUUUCACUUACAUUGUAACAAUUAUAAACAGUCGUUCCAUCA
This is a messenger RNA of Pangasianodon hypophthalmus (striped catfish), 1842 nucleotides long. RefSeq lists its product as uncharacterized. Lineage: Eukaryota; Metazoa; Chordata; Actinopteri; Siluriformes; Pangasiidae. The transcript has 11 exons. The coding region runs from base 226 to 1383 and encodes 385 amino acids. The record is from RefSeq and is a predicted model, not a curated record.